Molecule: messenger RNA, 3389 nt
Organism: Neltuma alba
Lineage: Eukaryota; Viridiplantae; Streptophyta; Magnoliopsida; Fabales; Fabaceae
Product: proline-rich receptor-like protein kinase PERK9
Biological process (GO): protein phosphorylation
Molecular function (GO): protein kinase activity; ATP binding
Source: RefSeq, a predicted model, not a curated record
UAUGGUCCUUUAUUCCCCCAUUCACAAUGGUACAAGACAUUUUUCUAUAUAUUUUCUCAGAGCUAUACACGCAUUCUAGUCGCUUUCACAUGGCUCGCAGAUUUGGGACCCCACAAUCCGUGUUCUUCUUCUUCUUCUUCGAGUCCUGAGCUUUAGCUUCAGCAACGCAGAGGCGUAUUUUCAAAACAGAGUCAUAGGAAGGAAGCGAUUUUCAUUUAUGUACUAUUGGAAAAAAGAACGAAUUCGAGGAGUUCGUUGGGUUAUUCGAUGAUUCGAUGGGGAUUUACUUGAUGUUUUGAAGUCUGAUCACAUCGCGUCUUCUUUUCGAGUCAAUUCGUUGGUCCUGUCAUAUACUUCGAUUGAGAAUUUUGAAAGUCGGUGAUGCUUUCUGGUAUCUGCAUGCUUCGGACAUUGCUGUGAUUGGCUUAGAUUAUAUGGAUUGAAGUUGAUGAACUUUCCAAUAGAAAUUUGAUCUCCCUUGAUUGUUCUUGAUGUUGGUUGAGCUUUGAUUCCACGGCGAUCUUUUUGGUUUGGUUCGGGUUUUGCUUCAACGUGUGUUGUGAUCUGGGUUUCGGUCUGAAGCGAGUUCAGCGAAACUGAAACGUUUGGGUUUCUGUGAAAUUCGAUAUAGCUUGUUGUGGGAGUUCAGACAUUGGUUUCGGUUGGUAGAGUUUGGUACAAGCAGCUUUCAUCUUCAUGUGAGGUUUUUCAACUUAGGUUUAGGCGUUUUAGCUUCAGGCCUAAAUUUUGCACUUGAGUUUGAUUUUUGAAAUUUUCAACUCUGGUGUGUGUUGUAUGUGAGAGUGACGUCAGAGUUUCCAGAAAGAACGCCAUUGUUGAGUAUUAUUAUUGCUUACGAUGUCGGUGGCGUCACCGUCUCCGGCGGCAGCCACCGCCCCACCACCACCACCAACACCCUCGACCAAUAGUAGUGCACCGCCGCCUGCCACCACUCCGCCACCACAAUCGUCUUCACCCGCACCACCAGGCAAUUCCCCUUCGCCGCCGCCUUCGGCACCUCCGCCAUCAUCAGCACCGCCUCCGGUGACUCCGUCUGCACCUCCUCCCACUGUCCGGUCGCCCCCGCCAGCACAGUCACCGCCACCUCAGGCAUCGACACCCCCUCCGUCUGUCACUCCACCGCCAUUGUCUCCUCCUCCACAAUCUGUUGCCCCUGCGUCACGACCACCACCUCCGCCUAAUGCUACGCCGCCUACUUCUCCUGUACGUUCCCCCUCACCACCACCACAGUCAACGUCUCCACCGGUGAGUUCUCCUCCGCCAGCAAAUUCAUCCCAAUCACCGCCAUCUAACCCAUCUCCGGUGCCUUCGCCGUCUGCGCCUUCGGCAAAUCCGCCAAGAAACUCACCUCCACCCCCGACACCAUCGUCAGACCCUCCCCAAAACUCGCCCACGCCUCCUCCACCAUCGUCCAACCCUCCGGUAAACUCAUCUCGACCACCGACAGCAAGCCCCCCGGGGAAUUCAUCUUCACCGCCAUCAUCUGUGCCACCACCGAGUAUUUCACCACCUCCGCCGGUGGCUGUGCCACCGCGAGGGUCAUCUACACCACCAGCAUCAGCACCGCCUGUAAAUUUGCCCGCCCCUGAGGCGCCUCAGAUGAGUACACCCACUUCUCAACCAAGUCCAUCUCCUCCAAAUUCCACCCCCAACUCAUCUCCGCCGCCACCCAUAAUUCGGAUGGCUCCACCUCCGUCCUCACUUUUGUCACCACCAGCUUCUCAAAAUUCCUCCCCACCAUCAGAAAGCGGAACAGAAAGUUCAAGCGCCGGUAAAAAUGAGGGCAUCAGUACGGGCGUUGCAGUGGCUAUUGGUGUGGCAGGGAUUAUAGCGCUUACCUUAAUUGGAAUGCUUAUCUGGUGCCUGAUAAGGAGGCAAAAGAAACGGGGGCCUGAGAGUGGUGGUUAUGUCAUGCCAUCCACUUCUGGUUCAUUACCCGAGUCAGAUUCAUCCUUUUUUAAGACACACUCUUCAGCUCCUUUUGUACAAAGUGGUUCCGGUAGUGACUCUGUAUACACACCAUCUGAGCCGGGUGGACUAGGCAACUCAAGGACAUGGUUUACAUACGAAGAACUAAUCAAAGCUACAAAUAAUUUUGCGCCUCAAAAUCUUUUGGGUGAGGGUGGAUUUGGUUCUGUAUACAAAGGAUGCCUACCAGAUGGGAGAGAGGUAGCAGUCAAACAGCUGAAAGCCGGGGGAGGUCAGGGUGAAAGGGAAUUCAAAGCUGAAGUGGAGAUUAUUAGUCGCAUUCAUCAUCGCCAUUUAGUCUCUUUGGUGGGAUACUGCAUUUUAGACAGCAGAAGGCUCCUCGUCUAUGAUUAUGUCCCCAACAAAACCCUAUAUCAUCAUCUUCAUGGGGAAGGUAUGCCGGUGUUGAGCUGGGAAAGACGUGUGAAGAUUGCUGCUGGUGCAGCUCGAGGAAUUGCUUACCUUCAUGAAGAUUGUAAUCCUCGGAUCAUUCACAGGGAUAUCAAGUCCUCAAACAUUCUUUUAGAUUACAACUUUGAUGCUCAAGUCUCAGAUUUUGGCCUAGCCAAAUUAACUCUUGAUACAGUUUCACACAUAAGCACUCGUGUCAUGGGAACAUUUGGAUAUGUUGCACCUGAAUAUGCAUCAAGUGGCAGAUUGAGUGAGAAAUCUGACGUAUUCUCUUUUGGGGUUGUCCUUCUGGAGCUCAUUACCGGACGAAAGCCUGUAGAUGCAUCUCAACCCUUGGGGGAUGAGAGCCUAGUUGAAUGGGCUCGACCUCUGCUGAGUCAUGCAAUUGAUAAUGAAGAAUUUGAAGGUUUAACAGAUCCUCGGCUUGAAAAAAACUAUGUUGAAAGUGAGAUGUUUCGCAUGAUUGAAAUUGCUGCAACUUGUGUGCGACAUUCGGCUGCCAAGAGACCUCGAAUGGGACAGGUUGUUAGAGCUUUUGAUAGCUUAAUAAAUUCAGAUUUGAACAACGGGAUGAGGCCAGGGGAAAGCGAAGCAUUUAACUCUGCACAGCAAUCUGCAGAAAUAAGAAUGUUUCGGAGGAUGGCAUUUGGCAGCCAAGAUUACAGCACAGACUUUUUUAGUCAGACAAGUUUGAAUUCAACAUAGAAGGCUAUGUACAUACUACAGAGUUAUUAUUCAUUUUGGACCAGUCUAUCUUGUCAAGAAAAGCCAAGGGUAGAGAUCCUUAGCUGAGUUUUGUUAGUUGCAGUGGCUCAGGCUGACAUGCUUCCCUGGAACUGACGGCAUCAGGUUCAAAACCUUGAUUCUUGUAAUAUUCCAUUUAUUCCCCCAUAGUAUUAGCUUUUCUUUUGUGGCAUUUCUUGUAUCUUUUGUAAUUAAAAAAAAAAUGUGCAAGUUGUUUGCUGACGCUCGCGAUAAGCUAAUAUAAA